CGACAUUUUCAGAUCACAUAUAAAAUGCUAAUUCCUUCUCUCAAAUCAUCUCUCUCUCUCUCUCUCCACAUUCUGGGUUUUCUCUAGACGGCUACCGGCGGACGCCAUUUUCAUUUCUUUUUUUUAUAUCGGUUUCUUGAAUCCGUUACGGAGGCUAUUUCGGAAGGUUUUAGAGUUUUUGAAAGUAAAUAAAUGGAGAAUAAAGAAAAUAAUUGCCUGGAUUUAGUCCCAAUCCCAGCCAAGGCAAACACCAUCCCACUGCCACCUCCAUUGCCUAAAUCUGCAACCAGUAGUCAUCUACAGAAGGGGUGGGUUUCAAAUGAAUCCUUGGAAAGGGGAUACAGCUGCGUCUCCACUGCAACAAGAGACCUUUGGGACGGCCUCUUUGACGAAGCAUAUGGAGCUGAUGUUUCUAUUCAUACGGAUCAUGGUGGCAUUAUAUAUGCACAUGCUUAUAUCCUCGGUAUGGCUUCUCCUGUGCUAAAAGGCAUGUUAAAGCAAUCAAAAAAGUCUGGAAGGAAACGUUUGGUAUCGAUCCAUGGAGUUCCACCUGAUGCUGUUAAAGUAUUCAUUAGAUAUCUGUACUCUUGCAGAUAUGAGAAGGAAGAAAUGGAGGAAUUUGUAUUGCCUUUGCUGAUGCUGUCUCAUGUAUAUGUGGUUCCCCAGUUGAAGAGGGAGUGCGAGAGGCAACUGGGUUGUGGUUUGCUGACACUUGAAAAUGUAGUUGAUGUUUUUCAACUUGCAUUACUGUGUGAUGCUCCCCGUCUCAGCUUUCUUUGCCACCGUAUGAUCCUAAAAAACUUCAAAGCUGUUUCUUCCUCCGAAGCAUGGCAAGCAAUGAAGCAAAGCCAUCCAGUACUCGAAAAGGAGCUUCUUGGAUCAGUGAUUGACGAAGACAAUAGGCAAAAGAAAAGAGUGAAGAAAAUGAAUGAAAGGAAGAUCUAUUUGGAACUAUUUGAGGCAAUGGAGACUCUUGUUCAUAUAUGUAGAGAUGGUUGUCGCACAAUCGGCCCACAUGACAAAGACUUCAAGGUGAACCAGCCGCCUUGUAAAUAUGCAGCCUGCAAGGGGCUGGAAUUACUUAUCCGCCACUUUGCAGGCUGCAAAUUAAGAGCCCCUGGUGGUUGUACCCAGUGCAAGAGGAUGUGGCAACUCUUGGAGUUGCAUUCUCAUCUUUGUGCAGAUUUUAAUCUCUGUAGAGUUCCUUUGUGCAGGAAUUUCAAAGACAGGAGUAAGAAACAGGGCAGGAAAGAUGAAAUUAAAUGGAAAUUGUUAGUAAAAAAGAUUCUAAGGACGAAGGGAGUAGCAAGAACACCAUUCUUUUUGACGACAGAAGCCAUAUAAUCAGAGGCCAGGGAUGAAAGCCUGUUUUUUUUUUUUUUUUGUAUAAUCAAAUUCAAUUUGUAAAAUUUCUGUUCUUUUGAUUGCCCAAUUUGUAUUCUUUGUUUACAUCACAGAUCAAGAAAUGAAAUCAAAAUCCAUACGACGACUAAGCAAAAUGAACUCUCGCAAUUUCCAUUUUUUCUCAACCAGAAUAACACUGAAACAAACCCUCGGUUUCUUUUCAACACUAUGCAAUUUCCACCUCUUGGGAUAAUAGAAAAAUCUUCGGAUCCCGAUGAAAUUAUGAUGUUAUCGUCGAAGGAGGCGGCGGAGACGCUACCGGCCGUCGAUGGUCCUGUUUUAUCAACGAAUCCUCUAAAUGAGGUAGAGGAGAAGUUCCUUUGGCUUGACAACCGAGCGAGUCGUUGCGAGAUUCUCUUUUGCUUUUAGGAAAAACACCACCGCCGUAAGAAACCGCCGCCGCCCACUCCGGCGUGUGAAAUACUGUCUCUCGACUCUCGUCAUCGGACAAUGGCGUCUCAAAUGAUGGGUUUACUAUCUGAUUUUGCGAGAGAGGAGGCAGUGGCUGCAACUCAGGGCUAAGAAGAUGAAAAUCCAAUUUAUUCACAGAAUCCACCCGCCGAUGCGGUGAAGAUUCAUCUUCUCCCUUUCCACCCUUCCGCUCGACGAUCGAGCACGGCCUCCGCUCCAUGGUUCCGAAAUUCAAGAAACUCGAUGGUGGGAUACCAGAAUCAUGCCGAAAACUCAGAGAACGCUCCUUCUCGACGAGCAUACGAGACUUGCAUCGGUACUUAAUCCGCUGCCGAUACAGAAAGAAGGCGAGCGCCGAGAGCAUUCCGAGAGUCACAAUCGCAACAGAGCAUACAAUCCCUAGAGUUUUGAUUGGUUUAAAAGUUUGUUGUGUCGACGACGGUAGAUUAGGUAGAGAGACAUUCGAAGGUGCAGGCGUAGGCUGGUCGGAAUUUGCAGACCUGAGCGGCGGCGGCGGAGACGGCGGAGACGAGAAUGUGGCAGGAUCUAAUGGGUAGUGCAAACUUCUU
Molecule: messenger RNA, 2384 nt
Organism: Benincasa hispida (wax gourd)
Lineage: Eukaryota; Viridiplantae; Streptophyta; Magnoliopsida; Cucurbitales; Cucurbitaceae
Gene: BT4
Product: BTB and TAZ domain protein 4
Molecular function (GO): protein binding
Source: RefSeq, a predicted model, not a curated record